This is a messenger RNA of Bursaphelenchus xylophilus (pine wood nematode), 1481 nucleotides long. NCBI's taxonomy places the organism in Eukaryota, Metazoa, Nematoda, Chromadorea, Rhabditida, Aphelenchoididae. The record is from the annotation of a GenBank genome assembly.
AUGUCGUCCGCUCCCGUUCCGACGAUCCCAAAGCCCGGCCCGGUCCUCGACAAUGUCGGCCGCCCGCCACAACGUACUCCAGUCCACUCGCAAGCCGGUGGCGAUGCCAUGGGGAAGGGCAGAGUCUCCGUCAUCGACACCGUCAAGGCGAUUUUGAGAAAAAAGGAGGUAAGUUCAAGGUUUUGUUGGAUUUUUUUGAUUUUAGGGGUGAAUCAGGAUAGUAGAGGUCUGUAUGUGAUGUAAAUUGUCGUUUGGACCAGGUUUUAGCUCAAAAAAUGGGGUAAAUGGGUAUUUCCCCUACAAUAUAAUUUUCCAAAAAUUCGUCAAAUUUUCUCCUUUUAUCUCACUAAUCUUUUGAUCACAGAAAGAAGUAGCCGAGCUCGCCGCGAAGAGUGCCCUGAAACAAGAGCAGCCAGCAAAAAAAGCCGAUCCCAAACCAAUCUCGGAUCAGGUGGAAGUGGAAUAUCUAGAUGAAGUGCCAGAUGGUGUAAAUGGACACAGGGGUCCAAUCGCUCAGCCGGGAAAGUUUGUGAGGGUAAGUCCCUAAUUUUUUUAGGGUUUUAGCGAAAUUUGAGAUUUUUUGAUAUUGUACUAGACAAAGGGCGAAAAAAUUGUGAAAUGACGAGGAAUUUAACCAUCCGGAGGGUUGAAAAAUUCUUAUAUAUGAGACUUGAUUAAUUUUCGGACAGUUUAGCGCCUUGUAACGCCGUUGUGGAUGAUUGGGAUAUUUUAUACGAUGAAACAUGUGAAACAUCACAUUUUUAGUCUCUGAAUGUAAUUACACCUCCAUUUUAGUGUGCCAAAAUGUUCAUUCCGGAGGUGGAGAAUUACAAUUUCAUUGGUCGCAUCAUCGGUCCUCGAGGAAUGUCCGUCCGCAGAAUUGAAACGGAAACCACAUGCAAAUUUCAGAUCAGAGGCAAACGCUCGGUCAAGGUAAGUGUUUGAUUUGUGAAAAUUGGUGUUUAGGUAGUGCUUAGAGGUCAGCUAGACUUUGGGAUAACAAUGACAGAGUUUUCACGGAUUGCAAAACCAUUUUAUACGAUGAAAGCUUUCUGAUGUUUGCCUGAGGGUUUUAAUUUUUUGGUCAUUACCAUUGUGAUUGUACUAGGCUAGUUAGCAAUAUUACGCAACUUUUUCACCUUUAGAGACAUUUUAUACGAUGAAAAAUGUCUUUCUUUUCUCGACGAGCUGCGCCCUGGUUUCAUUCAUUGGAAACUUUUUUAGCACUAAAUUCUAACUGUAGUCUCUUCCAGGACCCCCUCCGUGAAGCCCAACUUCGCGGCAAGCCGGGCUGGCUUCAUCUCGAAGAGCCGCUGCAUGUUUUGAUCACCUGCGUCGACGAUGACUUGGACCGCUGCAACGAACGCUUGGAUCGCGGCGUCAGCGCCGUUCAGGGCCUUCUAACCCCCACUUACGACGAAUUCAAACGCCAGCAAUUGGUUCAGCUCGCGUUGAUCAACGGAACUUACCGACCUCUGUGA